Molecule: messenger RNA, 3219 nt
Organism: Physcomitrium patens
Lineage: Eukaryota; Viridiplantae; Streptophyta; Bryopsida; Funariales; Funariaceae
Product: putative acyl-CoA dehydrogenase IBR3
Biological process (GO): fatty acid beta-oxidation using acyl-CoA dehydrogenase
Cellular component (GO): cytoplasm
Molecular function (GO): acyl-CoA dehydrogenase activity; flavin adenine dinucleotide binding
Source: RefSeq, a predicted model, not a curated record
AGGAGAAUGGACAACAGGCUUUACGACAGCCACCUCUGACUCUAUCGGGACACGCAACUGGUCUCAUUCAAAAUCUGACUGCGGUCCACAGGCAUUUUCUCUGCGUUUGCAACAUUUACAUCCACCCACACCCUUUCGUCGUUUUGUUCAAUUGAUCUUACAGCCGAGCUAUGGCCGUGUCCAUGGCGACGUUGACGAGGAAUUUCCAUCUCUUCUCGUGCUACCGCCUGAUAUCUCGGUGCACUGGGGACAACCUGGACUAACCGAAUUUACUCUGUUCCUCCGUCGUUAGUCUUUUCUUGAAUUACUCGGAGCUAUCCCACAAUUUUUACAGUUUUUGGAGGGUUUUUCAGUUAUUUGUAGGUAAGUGAGUGGUCGUCUUGUGGUGUUUGAGAUGGAUUGCGCAUGUUCCGCUGGGUGCUUGUCUCGGGGAGUUGUUGGCAUUCCCUUUUCAAAAACAACAGAUUCGUGUUUUGGCUUGAAUACUAAUUCUACAGUUGGAAUCGACUUCUCGGGUCAGUAAAUUCCAAUUGGACAUUAAGCAGCAGUAUGGCGAAAUCAACCUCGGACAUAGUGGUCCCUGUACAUUCUGCUCAUCGGCUCGACGAAGGGCGCCUGUUGAGCUACUUGCAAGCAAAUGUCAAAGGUUUUCUGCAUCCACCUGCAUUUUUUCAGUUGUUUCAGUUCGGACAUGGGCAAUCGAAUCCCACGUACCUAGUGCAAGUGGAGCUCCAUGGAACAGUUCAACGAUACGUGCUUCGAAAAAAACCACCAGGGCAUAUUCUGCAAUCAGCUCACGCUGUUGAGCGUGAAUAUCUGAUCCUAUCUGCUUUAGGCGAAGGCAAAACGAACGUGCCGGUUCCACGUGUGUAUUGCCUGUGCACUGAUUCUACUGUUAUUGGCACUCCAUUUUAUGUCAUGGAGCACUUGGAAGGACGUUUGUUUGUGAAUCCAACAUUACCAGAUGUGGAUCCCAAGGAACGAAGGGCCAUAUAUGUUGCAAUGGCCAGAGUUUUGGCUGCUAUUCAUUCAGUAGAUGUUGAUGCAAUAGGUUUGGGCCAAUAUGGUCGGAAGGAAAACUACUGCAAGAGACAGAUUGAAAGAUGGGCCGCACAAUACCAUUUAUCCACAGGCGAAGGGAAGCUUGAUCCAGACCCCAAUAUGAUGGAACUUAUUCAAUGGUUACGAGAGAACAUUCCGUCAGAGGACGGGUAUCCUGGCUCAAGAACUGGAAUUGUGCAUGGAGACUUCCGACUUGACAAUCUCAUAUUCCAUCCAACUGAGAAUCGUGUGAUUGGUGUGUUGGAUUGGGAGUUAUCAACACUUGGGAAUCAGAUGUCCGAUGCUGCCUACAACUGUGUGCCUUAUGUGAUAAAUAACAAUCAGAGUCCAGCGAAGGGUUUUGGUUUCGAUGAACCUCUCACAGAAGGAAUACCAACUCUACAAGAAUACCUUGCUGAAUACUGUAGUGCAACAGGUGUGCCUUGGCCAGCUGACACAUGGAACUUCUACACCGCUCUUUCGUUAUUUCGAUCUGCUGCCAUCUAUGCUGGUGUUUAUUUGCGUAUGCUUCAGGGCAAUGCUUCUGGUGGUCAGCGAGCAGAGGUUGCGGGGAAAAUGGCGCUCUUCUUUGCUGCUGUUGCUCUCAGACUGGUUAAACAAGGACCUAUGUUGCAAUCUUUGCCUCCUCACUCUGCUCCAGAUUCAUUGGAGACGCUUGCAGAGAGUUCAGGAGCUGAAAGCAGCCAUCACAAGUCCCUUGGGUUUUCCCCUUCCGCAAGGGUUCAGAAGUUAAGAGAGAGGCUACUCCUCUUCAUGGAAAAGCAUAUCUACCCUAGUGAGAAGGAGCUCAGUGAUCUGAUGUAUUCCUCCAAUGAUAGGUGGACCAUUCAUCCAACCGAAGAGCGGCUUAAGAAAUUGGCUAAAUCAGAAGGGCUUUGGAACCUGUGGAUACCGGCAGACAGUGCAGCUCUUGCUUCAAAUCUACUAUCUGAAGAUGAGAAAGUUUCGCGUUCUAAAGAUGCAGCUGAUCGGCUAGUGGGAGCAGGAUUGAGCAAUUUGGAGUAUGCUCACCUGUGUGAAAUUUUAGGGCGCUCCAUGUGGGCUCCUCAAAUGUUUAAUUGUAAUGCUCCUGACACAGGAAACAUGGAGGUGUUGUUAAGGUACGGAAACCCCGAGCAGCAGAGGCAGUGGUUGAAGCCUUUGUUAGAAGGGAAGAUACGCUCUGGCUUUGCCAUGACUGAGCCUAACGUGGCAUCUUCUGAUGCGACCAACAUCGAGUGUUCUAUUGUCAGAGAAGCGGAGGAGUAUGUCAUCAAUGGUCACAAAUGGUGGACGAGUGGUGCAAUGGAUCCACGCUGCCAGUUGCUCAUAGUGAUGGGUAAAACAAACCCAAAUGCUGCUUUACAUAAGCAGCAGUCAAUGGUGCUCGUAGAUAUCAAGACACCUGGCAUUAAGAUAGUUCGACCAUUGUUAGUUUUUGGCUUUGAUGAUGCUCCCCAUGGGCAUGCAGAAAUUAAGUUCGAGAAUGUUAGGGUUCCUAUCUCCAAUUUAUUACUCGGUGAAGGCCGAGGAUUCGAGAUUGCUCAGGGAAGGUUAGGCCCAGGACGUCUGCAUCAUUGCAUGAGGCUAGUGGGCGCAGCAGAGCGUGGCAUGGAUUUGAUGGUGAAGCGGGCAAAUCAACGAAAAGCGUUUGGAAAAACUCUUGCACAACAUGGCUCGUUUGCUCAGAUGCUUGCUCAGUCUCGGUUGGAUAUUGAGCAAACUCGGCUCCUGGUUCUAAACGCUGCCCACCAAUUGGAUUUGUAUGGCAACAAAGUCGCCAAGGGUGCAAUUGCUAUGGCAAAAGUUGCUGCCCCAAGUACAACACUGCGAGUGCUGGACAAUGCCAUCCAAGUCCAUGGAGGUGCAGGUGUAAGCUCCGACUUCCCAUUGUCACAUUUGUGGGCCAGUGCACGCACAUUGAGGCUUGCAGAUGGGCCAGAUGAGGUUCAUCUUGGUACCAUCGCAAAACUUGAGUUGCAGCGUGUAGCAAAGCUGUAAUGCACUACGCAUAUUUCAAACUCCAUACUCUAUGAUGAGUCUUGUUUUCCUUUUAUGUUGCUUGAACUCGUAUUCAUAAAAUAAAAACAAACAGUACAACUCCAGAGGAUUUCUAGAUUUGUGAAUGAUUUUAGUAUGUGGUCAAUUAAAGGGAUCAAAACGUCUCGUCUUUCUUUA